Messenger RNA from Vollenhovia emeryi, 1401 nucleotides. RefSeq lists its product as uncharacterized. Lineage: Eukaryota; Metazoa; Arthropoda; Insecta; Hymenoptera; Formicidae. The transcript has a single exon. Gene Ontology annotation, molecular function: catalytic activity. The coding region runs from base 1 to 1401 and encodes 466 amino acids. The record is from RefSeq and is a predicted model, not a curated record.
AUGGUUUUGAAGGUGUGUCAGAUUAACGCCAACCACUGUCGGGCGUCGCAGGAUUUAAUGACGCAAUACGCUUUAGAGAAUAAAGUGGGCAUCUGUUGCUUCGCGGAGCCGUGGCGAAUCCCCGUGGACAACCCGCACUGGCUCUCAAGCUCGGAUUCGACGGCAGCCAUACUCUGGAAUCCCGACCUUACUGGACCUGGCAGUGUGGUAUUUCAUCGCUCAAACAACAUAGUUGGUGCGCGCUUUGGCAGUGUUCAAGUGAUCUCGAUUUACAUAUCCCCGAACGUGAACGUGGGACGCUUUUUGGAGUUUAUCGAUAGGUUGUCGGACGCGGUGGUCUCCGCUCGCGGCCCUGUGGUAAUAUGCGGGGACUUUAACUCAAAAUCGGCUUAUUGGGGGUCCUCCGUUGAUGAUCGUAGGGGGGAGAUUCUCCUUGGUCUAGCCGACCAACUUGAUUUGGUCUUAUGUAACAGGGGGAACGAACCCACGUGCGUGCGUCCUCAGGGAUCCUCCAUUGUUGACCUUACGUGGAUCUCAGCUCAGUCUGCGAACAAAAUUAAAAACUGGAGUGUCAUCCGUGACGUAGAAACAUUGUCGGAUCACAGGUUGAUCACAUUUUCGAUCCAUAAUCGUCCUGUAAAUAUUGUACAUAGCGCGAGUAAUAGCAUUAAGAAACUGUAUCCUCGCUGGUCUCUGAAGGGCCUAGAUGCUGAGCUUCUGUCAUCUACGUUCGAACUUCUCAGCUCUGGUCUUGACGAGAACCAGCCACCGGACUGUCUUGCUGACGACGUGGGAAAGUGGAUCUCGGACGCCUGUGAUGUGGCGGCCACGAGGGUUGGAACUCGCCCGCCAAAAAGAGCAGUAUAUUGGUGGAACGAAGAGACGGCCACCGCGAGGAGGGUGUGUGUUGCUGCUCGUAGGAAAUAUACAAGAUCAAGAGUGACCGGAAACGUCGAUGAAGAAGUGGAUAGAGCCUAUCGAGUAGCUAAAAGGACCUUGAGAAAGGCGAUCCGGAUCUCUAAAGCCAACGCCUGGAGAGAACUAGUACUUGGAGUAGAAGAAGAUAUGUGGGGCCUGCCAUAUAAAAUGGUAAUGGGCCGUCUUCGGAGAUCUUCGCCUGCCCUUUCGGAAACUCUGAGUCCCGAGGCCCUUGAGGAGUUAAUGGACUCGCUCUUUCCGGAGGGGGAGACCCAUUCCCCAGAGGAAAUAUGGCGCAACUGGGACGGAGAACGAUUUAUGGCCGCUGACAACAUAAGCGUUUUGGAGGUCUUCCGGGCGAUAAAACAGGACAAGAAGAAGUCUAAUCCUGCCCCUGGACCGGACGGAGUUGGAGCGGCAAUAUGGAGGAGAACUGCUGACAUCGCCUCCAACAGACUGGCCAGAUCUUUACGGCCUGUUUAA